Leptosia nina is the source of this 1842-nucleotide messenger RNA. Lineage: Eukaryota; Metazoa; Arthropoda; Insecta; Lepidoptera; Pieridae. The record is from the annotation of a GenBank genome assembly.
AUGGCGGCCUUGCCAGCAGGUGUUCAGUAUGCGUUAUCAUCAGAAUCUAGUUAUAAAGAAAACAAGGAACUAGUGUUUGUGAAAUUAACGGAUUCAGCACUAAAAGCUAUAGAAGACUUCAUUAGAAAUAAUAGGGACAGGUUGGCAAAACCUAAAAUACAGUUCCUGGCCGGAAAUGAGGGGAAAAUCUCAAUUCCGGCACCAGCCAGUGGCAAUGGACCGUCUGGCGAAUCCACAUUUCACUUCAGCAUCAAUAGCAAUGCAGAAAUGGAGGGUCCACAGGGUUCGUUUGAAUGUGUCCGGAAUGCAGCUGGCGGCGCGAAGAGGCUGGAGUCGUGCGGGCCGCUGCCGAGAAGAAUGCGGGUGCAGGCCAACGAUGACUCGUACGAGGCGACUAAGGACCGAAUGUCCAGAACCAUCGCCGCGGAACAGAGCAAAUGCACCCGCGUGAUAAAACCUAAUCAAACAGACAUUGGAAGGCGCGUGAAACUACGUACAACGCAUCCUAUGUAUUCAAAUGGGCCGGCCGCUGUUGAUCGGACAGAACGGCUCGAACGGCCUGACCGACCGGAAAGACCCGAACGGCCGGAGAGGCCCGAAAGACCCGAAAGACCCGAACGGCCCGAAAGACCCGAACGGCCGGAGCGCCCCGAGAGGGCGGAUCGCCUGGAAAGGCCCGAGCGGUUAGAACGGCCCGCCGUUGUUCCCCCCACAAGUCGUCCACAACCGCAGCAGCAACCGCAGCCGCAUCCUAACCCACAACAACGGCCUCCAUCCAACCCCGAGCUCACGAGGCGACCAAUUAAAGAAAGACUUAUACAAUUAUUAGCGUUGAAACCCUUCAAGAAGCCCGAGCUAUAUACUCGACUAUCUUGUGAGGGUAUUAAAGAAAAGGAACGUAGUAUGGUGACUAAGAUAUUGACAGAGAUUACCGUGGCGAAGGACAAUUGUUACCACUUACGUAGGCACAUUUGGAACGAUGUCAAUGAAGAUUGGCCGUUCUAUACCGAGGAGGAGAAACGCAUGCUCAAGAGGCGGAAACCUCAAAAUCUAACACCGCCGCUGAGCAGCGAUUCAGCGAACUCGCUGUCGCCGCGCGCUUCGCCGUCGGGCAACAAGCGGGGCGGCAACGGCGCGGAGGAAGCGCCCGCGAGCAAGAAGCAGCGCAUCUCGCACUAUCGCCGACCGUCGCCGCCCUCCUCUGGCUACGCCACCACGUCCUCUGGCGAGAGGCACGCCUCGGACAACGAGGAUGACCGGACCGUGAAAAAGGACAAUGGUUACACUCUAAACUUCACUACUGUUAAGGAUCUCUGUCCCAGUCCAGUCAAACCCAACGGUUUUAGAAGUAGUCCGCCAGUAGAGCAAACUAGUAUCACAGUAAAAGACAUCACAAAUACCGAACCAUUAGUUGAAAAUGCAGUGUUAACGUCUGUGCCUGAAGAGAAUCCGACGAAUGACCUAGUAGAUAUUGAAAGGCAAUAUCCCCCGAUAACAAGUUCGAGCACGCGUCGCGCGUACAAGAACGAAUUCGCGACACUGUACACUGAGUACCGGUCGCUGUACACGCGCGUCGCGCAAGUCGCGUCGCUCUUCACUCAGCUGGAGAAGCAGCUCAAACUCGCCGAGCCCAAGUCGCCUCACCAUCGGAGCAUAGAGCAACGCAUCGUUGAGGAAUACCAGCGCGCGCGCCACGAUGUUUCCUAUCAGCGAGAGAGGCGGCGCGUCAAUUUCCUGCAUCGCAAACUCAAUCAUAUCAAGCGGAUGGUGCUGCAGUAUGAUCAGCUGCGCAACUUGAAGCCCGAGCGAGUAUCGGCCGCGAGUACGACGCAAGCGUACUGA